Molecule: messenger RNA, 2689 nt
Organism: Juglans microcarpa x Juglans regia
Lineage: Eukaryota; Viridiplantae; Streptophyta; Magnoliopsida; Fagales; Juglandaceae
Product: NADPH--cytochrome P450 reductase 1-like
Exons: 18
Coding region: 203-2329 (708 amino acids)
Cellular component (GO): cytosol
Molecular function (GO): FMN binding; flavin adenine dinucleotide binding; NADPH-hemoprotein reductase activity
Source: RefSeq, a predicted model, not a curated record
UCCCCUCCUACUUCUCCAAUCUCUCUGUCAGAGUCUCUCUCUCCCUCCUAUCUCCUCAACUACUCCGCACCCACCAACCACCAUUUGUGAGAGACUCUCUCCAUUUCCCCCCUACAGAAACUUCCACUCGUUGCACAUUUCCUCGCCUGCAUCCGGUUCCACCGCUGGUUCCUGUGACACUAUCCCCUCCGUCUUCCGAGGUAUGCAAUCUUCGUCCACUUCCAUGAAGAUUUCUCCGUUGGAUCUAAUGUCGGCCAUCAUCAAGGGCAAAGUAGACCCCUCCAGCGUCUCUUCCGACUCCUUAAACGAGGUCGCUUCCCUUAUUCUCGACAACCGCGAGAUUUUUAUGAUUUUGACCACUUCUAUCGCGGUCCUGAUUGGAUGCGUUGUCGUUUUGAUUUGGCGGAGAUCCAACGGUUCGAAACCCAAAACCGUCGAGCCGCCCAGGCCGUUGAUCGUGAAGGAGCCGGAGGUGGAAGUCGACGAUGGCAAAAAGAAGGUCACUAUCUUCUUCGGCACACAGACCGGAACCGCCGAAGGAUUCGCAAAGGCGUUAGCUGACGAGGCCAAAGCGCGAUACGAAAAGGCCACGUUUAAAGUAGUUGAUAUGGACGAUUAUGCGGCCGAUGACGAAGAGUACGAGGAAAAGCUGAAAAAAGAGACUUUGGCUUUCUUCUUCUUGGCCACAUAUGGAGAUGGUGAGCCGACGGACAAUGCGGCGAGAUUCUAUAAAUGGUUUACGGAGGGGAAAGAGAGAGGGGAGUGGCUUCAGAAGCUUCAGUACGGAGUGUUUGGCCUUGGCAAUCGGCAGUACGAGCAUUUCAAUAAGGUUGCAAAGGAGGUGGAUGAGAUCCUCGCUGAGCAGGGUGGGAAGUGCCUUGUACCAGUGGGUCUUGGAGACGAUGAUCAAUGCAUUGAGGAUGACUUCACUGCAUGGAGGGAAAUGCUGUGGCCUGAGUUGGACCUGCUGCUUCGAGAUGAAGAUGAUCCAACAACAGCUACCACCCCUUACACUGCCGCCGUAUUAGAGUAUCGAGUUGUGUUCCAUGAUAGUGCAAAUGUAUCAGUGGACGACAAGAGUUGGGGUAGUGCUAAUGGUAACACUGUUUAUGAUGUUCAACAUCCAUGCAGGGCUAAUGUUGCUGUGAGGAAGGAACUUCACACAUCUGAAUCUGAUCGUUCUUGCAUUCACCUUGAGUUUGACAUUUCUGACACUGGGCUUUCAUAUGAAACUGGGGAUCAUGUUGGUGUUUGCUGUGAGAAUCAAAGUGAAGUUGUAGAGGAGGCAGUGAGCUUAUUGGGUUUGUCACCAGAUACUUAUUUCUCCGUCCACACUGAUAAGGAGGAUGGCACACCAAUUGGUGGAAGCUCCUUGCCCCCUCCUUUCCCACCCUGUACUUUAAGAACAGCACUCACUCGAUAUGCUGAUCUUUUGAGUUCACCCAAAAAGUCUGCCCUACUCGCUUUAGCUGCUCAUGCUUCUGAUCCGACUGAAGCUGACCGCUUAAGACAUCUUGCAUCACCUGCUGGAAAGGAUGAAUAUGCACAAUGGGUGGUUGCUAGUCAGAGAAGCCUCCUUGAAAUCAUGGAUGAAUUUUCAUCAGCAAGGCCACCACUCGGUGUCUUCUUCGCAGCAGUUGCCCCACGCUUGCAGCCAAGAUACUAUUCAAUCUCUUCAUCCCCAAAGAUGGCUCCAUCUAGGAUUCAUGUUACUUGUGCUUUGGUUUAUGAGAAAACACCAACAGGGCGGAUUCACAAAGGAGUGUGUUCUACUUGGAUGAAGAAUGCUGUGCCCCUGGAGAAAAGCCAUGAUUGCAGUUGGGCUCCGAUUUUUGUCAGGCAGUCAAACUUUAAACUCCCUGUAGAUGCUAAAGUGCCUAUCAUCAUGAUUGGCCCUGGCACUGGAUUGGCUCCUUUCAGGGGUUUCCUUCAGGAAAGACUAGCUCUCAAAGAAGCUGGAGUGGAGCUGGGACCCUCAGUCUUAUUUUUUGGAUGCAGGAAUUGUAAGAUGGAUUUCAUUUAUGAAGACGAGCUGAACAGCUUCAUCGAAACUGGUGCUCUUUCUGAGCUAGUUGUUGCCUUCUCACGUGAGGGACCCACCAAGCUGUACGUGCAGCAUAGAAUGACCGAGAAGGCUGCAGAUAUUUGGAACGUGAUUUCUCAGGGUGGUUACAUUUAUGUAUGUGGUGAUGCCAAAGGCAUGGCUAGGGAUGUCCACCGAACCCUCCAUACCAUUGUGCAAGAACAGGGAUCUCUGGACAGUUCCAAAGCUGAGAGCAUGGUGAAGAAUCUGCAAAUGAGUGGCAGGUAUCUGCGUGAUGUAUGGUGAUGAUCAUUUGGAUUAGGACGAACAAACCUAUCGUAAGUGUGCAAAAGAGAAACGAUCAAUGGGGUGGAGUAAAGGAAGUAUGGGCGCAAGGGCUUAAUGUGAUGUCUUCAAUUACCAUUUGCGACCUUGCAAUGACAAUUGCACGUUGUCUCCGUAGAGAAAUUGGUAUCUUGAUUCUUUUGACCUUUUCCAUAUGAAGGAUUUUUUGUUUUGUUUAAUGUAAUCAAUAAUACAUAAUAUACUUAAUUAUCAUUAGGUACAGAUUAUGGGGUCUCUUGUAUGAACCUGCAGCAAGAAGGUUCAAAUAACAGAAAGCUGACCUUCUUCUUCUAUGUAAUUUACAUUGCAUGGAUUUAUUUA